AUGGCGAGCCCCGCCGUGCUGGGGCUGCUGCCCCCCCUGAGCUCCCCGCCCGGCCCCAACCUGAACAACAACAACAACAACAACCAGGGCGUGAGGAAGUGCGGGUACCUGCGCAAGCAGAAGCACGGCCACAAGCGCUUCUUCGUGCUGCGGGGCCCGGGCGGCGGGGAGGAGGCGGGGGGCGCCCGGCUGGAGUACUACGAGAGCGAGAAGAAAUGGAGGAACAAGUCCGGGGCGCCCAAGCGGGUGAUCGCCCUGGAGUCCUGCCUGAACAUCAACAAGCGGGCGGACGCCAAGCACAAGUACCUCAUCGCCCUCUACACCAAGGACGAGUACUUCGCCGUGGCGGCCGAGAACGAGCAGGAGCAGGAGGGCUGGUACCGGGCUCUCACCGACCUGCUCAACGAGGGCAAGGCGGCCUGCCAGGGGUCCCCCCACCGCCACCUCGCCUCCCCCUUCUCCGUCUCCUGCAGCGCGGCCGCCGCCUCCCUGGCCGCCGCCGGCGAGGACCUCAACUACGGGCUGAUCACCCCGGCCGCCGCUGCCUACCGGGAGGUCUGGCAGGUGACGCUGAAGCCCAAGGGCUUGGGGCAGAGCAAAAACCUCACCGGCGUCCACCGGCUCUGCCUCUCGGCCCGCACCAUCGGCUUCGUGCGCCUCAACUGCGAGCUGCCCUCGGUCACGCUGCAGCUGAUGAACAUCCGCCGCUGCGGCCACUCCGACAGCUUCUUCUUCAUCGAGGUGGGGCGCUCGGCGGCCACCGGCCCCGGCGAGCUCUGGAUGCAGGCGGACGACUCGGUGGUGGCCCAGAACAUCCACGAGACCAUCCUGGAGGCCAUGAAGGCGUUGAAGGAGCUGUCCGAGUUCCGGCCCCGCAGCAAGAGCCAGUCCUCCUCCUCCUCCUCCUCCGGGGGCGCCGCCGGGCCCGGCGGCAGCGGCGUCUCUGCCACCCACCCCAUCACCGUGCCCGGCCGCCGGCACCACCACCUGGUCAACCUGCCUCCCAGCCAGACCGGCCUCCUCCGCCGCUCCCGCACCGACAGCCUCGCUGCCGGCGCCGGCACCAAGUGCACGCCGUGCCGGGUGCGGACGGCCAGCGAGGGCGACGGCUGCCGGGUGGGCUCGGUGGCCGGCAGCCCCAUGAGCCCGGGACCCGUGCGGACCCCCCUCAGCCGCUCGCACACGCUUAGCAGCGGCGGGGGCCGGCAGGCGGGGAAGCUGCUGCCGGUGCUGGCCGGCGGCGGCGGCGGCCUGCAGAGCAGCCGCUCCAUGUCCAUGCCCGCCUCCCACUCGCCCCCCUCCGCCACCAGCCCCAUCAGCCUCUCCUCCAGCAGCGGCCUCGGCUCCGAGCCUGCCCAGGCGCAUCACCCGCAGCGCCCGUCCAGCGGCAGCGCCUCCGUCUCCGGCUCCCCCAGCGACGCCGGCUUCAUGUCCUUCGACGAGUACGGCUCCAGCCCGGGCGGCGACCUGCGGCCCUUCUCCUCCUCCUCCACCGCCAGCAACCGCAGCAACACCCCCGAGUCGGUGGCCGAGACCCCGCCGGUGCGGGACCCCGGGGGCGGCACCGACCUCUACGGCUACAUGGCGAUGGAGCGGCCCCCGAGCGGCCGCCUCUGCUACCGGCCCUGCCCCGACGCCGCGGCCGACAGGGGCCAUCGGAAGCGGACCUACUCCCUGACCACCCCGUGCCGGCAGCGGCCCGCCCCGCCGCAGGUCUCCUCCGCCUCCCUCGACGAGUACACGCUGAUGCGCGCCACCUUCGCCGGCAGCGCCGGCCGCCUCUUCCCCUCCUGCCAAGCCGGGGCUUCCCCCAAAGUGACCUACACCCCCUACCCCGAGGACUACGGGGACAUCGAGAUCGGCUCCCACCGCAGCUCCGGCAGCAGCAGCACCAACCUGGGGCCGCCGGCAGGGGGGGGAGGAGGAAGAGGAGGAGGGGGAGAUGAUGACGGCUACAUGCCCAUGACCCCCGGCGUGGCCCCAGCCGUAGGGCAGGGAAGCCGGGGCGGCGAUGACUACAUGCCCAUGAGCCCCACCAGCGUGUCCGCCCCCAAGCAGAUCCUGCAGCCCCGCGCGGGGGUGGGUGGCGGGUCCCCCGGGAACGGGAGCAGCUACAAGACCAGCUCACCCGGGGAGAGCUCCCCUGACGAUAGCGGGUACAUGCGGAUGUGGUGCGGCUCCAAGCUGUCCGUGGAGAGCUCAGACGGGAGGCUGAGUAACGGCGACUAUAUCAACAUGUCCCCUCGGGACCCCCAGCACGGGCCACAGGCUCCCUCCCUCACCCCCCCUGACUUCUUUUUUGCCCCUUCGGGGCAUGGGUCCAGCGAGCCCCCCAAGCCCGGCUGCUAUUCGUACAGCUCCUUACCCCGCUCCUACAAGAGCCAGGGCCUGGCGAAGGACAACGACCAGUAUGUCUUCAUGAACUCCCCGGGGAGGAUGAUCCCGGAGGAGGCUGUGUGCGGGGCGGGCCAGUCCCCCGCCAGCACCUUCGCCCCCUCCAGCCACACGGUGCCUUCGCCCCUGCGGCACAGCCGGACCGAGAGCUUCCUGAGCCAGCGGUGCCAGCGGGCGGCCCGGCCCAGCCGCCUCUCUCUGGAGACCUUGCGGACGAUGCUGCCCAGCAUGAACGAGCACCCUCUGCCGCCCGAGCCCAAGAGCCCGGGUGAGUACAUCAACAUCGACUUCGGGGAUGCUGCCGUCUAUUCUCCCCCCUCGCUGCCUGCCGACAGCCCGGCCUCCUCCCUGGGCUCGGGCACGGGGCAGAGGCGCUCCCCUCUCUCUGACUACAUGAACAUUGACUUCGGGUCGCAGUCGCCCUCCCAGUCGGGCACGGUCUCGGUGGGCUCCCUGGAAGCGCUCUCGCCAGGUUCUUCUUCCAGCACCAGCCAGCCCGACGGGCGCUACCUGAAAGCGGCUGUGGGGGUGGCUUGCCUGUCCAGCCCCUCCGACGGUGGGGAUUACACUGAGAUGACCUUUGGCAUGGCCACCACCCCACCCCAACCCAUCGUUCAGAAGCCAGAAAGUGCCCGGGUCACCAGCCCCACGGCUGGGGUGAAGAGGCUCACCCUCUCCGGGGUGGAGGCUUUCAUUCUCUCCAGCCCUCCCCCAGAUCCGAACCGGGGGGCCAAGGUCAUCCGGGCGGAUCCCCAGGGGCGUAGGAGGCACAGCUCGGAAACUUUCUCCUCCACCACCACUGUGACCCCGGUGUCCCCCUCCUUCGCACACAACCCCAAACGGCACAACUCGGCCUCGGUGGAGAACGUGUCCCUCAGGAAAAGCGAAGGCCUGGAGGAGGAGCAGGGUAGCAGCCCCAUGUGCCGGGAGACCUCGGCUGGCUUCCAGAACGGCCUCAACUACAUCGCCGUCGACGUGGUGGACGGGACCCUGGCAAACUGUGACAAAGCCAGGUCGAAAGCCAGGCACGUCCUGAACGGGGGCAUCAACGGAGUGGAGAUGAGCGCCUAUGCCAGCAUAGACUUUCUGUCUCACAACCUGAAAGAAGCGAGUGCUGUGAAAGAGUGAAGGAGUUAGUUUUCUCACCAUGACCUCAAACAACAGAGUACAACAUUCAAAGAAGCUGCUCGGCAUAUACCUUUUUUGUUGUUGUUUCGGGGUUUUUUUUGUGGGGGGUUUUUUGUUUGUUUUUUUUUUUUUAACUGAAGCUGCUUAAGGUUUACUUUUUGUUGUUGUUGUUACUGUUGGUCCAGACAGUUACUUAACUGUUGUGGACUAAACUGUGCAACAGAUCUGGGAGGAAGGGAAAGCAACCUGCC
This is a messenger RNA of Gavia stellata (red-throated loon), 3773 nucleotides long. RefSeq names its product insulin receptor substrate 2 (gene IRS2). The coding region runs from base 1 to 3522 and encodes 1173 amino acids. The record is from RefSeq and is a predicted model, not a curated record. Gene Ontology annotation, biological process: insulin receptor signaling pathway. Lineage: Eukaryota; Metazoa; Chordata; Aves; Gaviiformes; Gaviidae. Gene Ontology annotation, cellular component: cytosol; plasma membrane. Gene Ontology annotation, molecular function: phosphatidylinositol 3-kinase binding; insulin receptor binding. The transcript is spliced from 2 exons.